Molecule: messenger RNA, 3472 nt
Organism: Centropristis striata (black sea bass)
Lineage: Eukaryota; Metazoa; Chordata; Actinopteri; Perciformes; Serranidae
Gene: corin
Product: corin, serine peptidase
Exons: 23
Coding region: 112-3462 (1116 amino acids)
Biological process (GO): acrosome reaction; proteolysis
Cellular component (GO): membrane
Molecular function (GO): protein binding; serine-type endopeptidase activity
Source: RefSeq, a predicted model, not a curated record
CACCCCCUCCCCCUCGUUAUUAAUAACCUCUGGGCCAGGGGGCGGGGCUUAAAGUAACUCACAGUGUCAGACAGUAGCACAGGAACCAGUCAGGAGGCAGCACCGCCUGUGAUGUCACCACCUUGUUGUCGUUGUGUCCCCAAGGCGGCAGCCCGACGCCCCGAGGCCGGGAUGGGAGGGGAGGCGUGUCCUCACAAGCUGGGAUCGACCAAUCACCUGCGACUUCUCCUCUACAUCCUCAUCCCCACCGUCAGCCUGCUGGCAGCUCUGCUGCUGCUGGGACUCGCACUCACAGGUAUCUUCGGCAGCAGCCUGCUGGACUCCAGCCCGUUGCCAUCCCCGGAGCCCAUCGCCGACAGCUGCCAUGAAAACAGCACAAACUCUACGCCUUCCUUUGAUAUUGAAAACAUCACAAACUCUCUACAAAACCACAGCGAGGGUGACAUCACAUACGGCGCCGGCACACCUGCUGCAACCACCGGCGCUCCUCUCACCUCCUCCUCCUCCUCUCAGGCCCCGCCCACACUGCCAUACACACAGCUUCCUGAUUGGCUGACCUCUGUGACAUCACUGAGCACCGCCUGGCCGAUCAGCAGCACCGCAGCACCUGACUCAGGUAGCUGUCAGCUGAUUGUGGAGCCUCAGUGUCACAUGUUGCCCUACAACCAAACAUGGCUGUCCUCCUCCGUCGCCGUGGUGAAGAGCUCAGACGUCGACAUGUUGCUAAGGUUCUUCAGCUACCUCAGCAGACUGUCCUGCUACAGACACAUCAUGCUGUUCGGGUGCUCGCUGGCGCUGCCCGAGUGUUUCGCCGCUGAUGACACGCACAACAGGCGGGUCGUGCUGCCCUGCGCCUCGUUCUGUGAGGCGGCGAGGGAGGGCUGCGAGCCUGUCCUCCAGAUGUUCAACGCCUCCUGGCCCGACUUCCUUCGCUGCUCGCAGUUCAGCAAUGCCACCUUUGCUUCAUCGCCGCCAUCGUCAUCAUCGCCGCCAUCGUCAUCGCCAUCAUCAUCAUCAUCAUCGUCAUCACCUUCGCCGUCAUCGUCUCCCAUGUCGACAGCCUCCCCCGCCCCUCACGCCUGUUACACGCCACGACAGAUCAAAGGAAAACCCUCUGUGUGUGGCGGGAAGGACCACUACCUGUGCGCGACGGGGAUUUGCGUCCCCCAGAAGCUGGUGUGUAACGGCUACAACGACUGUGACGACUGGAGCGACGAAACACACUGUGUGUGUUCUGAUGGAGAGUUUCGCUGUAGCACCGGCCGGUGUCUCUCGCCCGCUCUGGUGUGUGACGGUUACGAUGACUGCGGAGACCUGAGCGACGAACUCAGCUGUGUGUGCCAGCCGGUCCGGGAGCACCGCUGCGGGGACGGCCGCUGCGUGUCCAGAGACUGGCUGUGUGACGGCGACCACGACUGUCUGGACAAGAGCGACGAGGUCAACUGCUCCUGUAAGAGUCAGGGUCUGCUGGAGUGCAGGAACGGUCAGUGCAUCCCGUCGGCGUUUCGAUGUGACGGCGAGGACGACUGUAAGGACGGCAGCGACGAGGAGCACUGCAGCCGAGAGCAGACUCAAGGUGUGUGUGCUCCCGGUCAGCCCAGCUGUAUCUCCACUUCCUGUCCGUCAGUCUGCAGCACCAACUGCGACCCCCGAACCAACAACAACAACAACAACUGCACACGCUGCGAGCCCAUCAGCCUGGAGCUGUGUAUGAACCUGCCCUACAACCUGACCAGCUACCCAAACUACCUGGGCCACCAGUCCCAGAGGGAGAGCUCCGUGUCCUGGGAAUCAUCCCUGUUCCCGGCCCUGGUCCAGACCGGCUGCUACCAGUACCUCAUGUUCUACGCCUGCACACUGCUGGUCCCCAAGUGUGACCCAAUCAGCCUGCAGAGGGUCCCGCCCUGCAGGUCUUUGUGUCGUAGUGCGAAGGAGAAGUGUGAGUCGGUGCUCGGCAUUGUGGGAUUGCAGUGGCCCGAAGACUCCGACUGCAGCCAGUUUCCAGAGGAGGGAAACUCCACCUGUCUGCUGCCAGAGGACGGAGUGGACGAGUGCUCCCCCAGCCACUUUAAGUGUCGCUCGGGACGAUGCGUCCUGGCAACCAAACGCUGCGAUGGACACCUGGACUGUGACGACCACAGCGACGAGGACAACUGUGGCUGCUCUGAGCGCGCUCUGUGGGAGUGUCCCGGCAGUAAGGUGUGUAUCAAAGCCAGCAUGAUCUGUGACGGCUUCCCAGACUGCCCCCUGCUGGUGGACGAGGCCAACUGCUCGGUAUGCAGAGACAACGAGCUGUCCUGUAACAACCAUCAGUGCGUCCACCGCACGCUGUGGUGCGACGGGAAGAAACACUGUUCAGACAGCUCCGAUGAGUGGGACUGUGUGUCUCUUUCGGACCGCUCUGGCUCGGUGCUGACCGUGUUCAGGACGGCUGCAGAGUAUCAGGUCUGUGCCGACGAGUGGAACCACGAGCUCAGUAAACUGACCUGCAACCAGCUGGGACUAGGGGUUCCCUCCUCUGUUGUCAUGGUAGCGGACCACCCCGGCGUCCCGGGGCGGCGCCGCUGGUUACACGUCCAUCCUGAUUGGAACCAGAGGAACGGAUCGGCUCUGCAGGCCCGGCUGGAGAAGAGGAGUCAUGCGUGUCAUUCCAGGAGGAGAGUCUCGGUGCUGUGUGACAGAGAAGAGUGCGGGCUACGUCCGGGGGUGGGCGUGGCCCCUCACAGGAAGAAGAGGAUUCUUGGAGGGCGUGUGUCCCGGCGGGGGGCGUGGCCGUGGCAGUGCUCGCUGCAGAGUGGGCAGAGCGGACACGUGUGCGGCUGCGUGCUCAUCGCCCGGCGCUGGGCGCUCACCGUCGCUCACUGCUUCGAGGGGAGGGAGAGUGCCGAUCUGUGGAAGGUGGUUCUGGGUCUGAACAACCUCGACCAUCCCGGCGUUCACAGUCAGAGCCGCGGCGUUCGUUCCAUCAUCGUACACCCGCGUUACAACCGCGCCGUGGUCGACUAUGACAUCAGUGUGGUGCAGCUGGAGUCAGAGGUAGAGGAGACGGCAUUUGUCAGACCCGUGUGUCUGCCGCAGCCCGACCAGUUGCCGUCUCCGGACUCCUACUGUUACAUCACAGGCUGGGGCCACAUGGGCAACAGGAUGCCCUUUAAGCUGCAGGAGGGGGAGGUUCGGAUCAUCUCUCUGUCUCAGUGUCAGUCUUACUUCGACAUGAAGACCAUCACUCCCAGGAUGCUUUGUGCCGGCUACGAUGCUGGAACUGUCGACUCCUGCAUGGGCGACAGCGGCGGCCCGUUGGUGUGCGAGGAGGACGGCGGCCGCUGGACGCUGUUCGGCCUGACGUCGUGGGGCAGUGUGUGCUUCAGUAAAGUGCUCGGCCCCGGAGUCUACAGCAACGUGACGCACUUCAGCUCCUGGAUCCAACAGCAGAUCUACAUCCACACGUACCUGAGCGACUGACACACACACA